Coniosporium apollinis CBS 100218 is the source of this 1440-nucleotide messenger RNA. RefSeq lists its product as uncharacterized. Gene Ontology annotation, molecular function: ATP hydrolysis activity; ATP binding. Gene Ontology annotation, biological process: protein import into peroxisome matrix. Lineage: Eukaryota; Fungi; Ascomycota; Dothideomycetes. The record is from RefSeq and is a predicted model, not a curated record. Bases 1 to 1440 code for a protein of 479 amino acids. The transcript has 3 exons. Gene Ontology annotation, cellular component: peroxisomal membrane; cytosol.
AUGACAGGCUCCAUCAACUUGGCACUCCGACCUGCACACGACGAAGCCGCCCGAGAGUAUUUUCACCACUCCAGCGGCCAGCGCGUAUCGACAGACAUCGUGAUUGUUGAAGCACUGCGCAGACAGUACCCGGAGCUCAAUCUCACCGUCGCGCCCGUAGAUGGAUUGACAUCGUCUUGCGAUCUCCUCGCCUUCGCCGCUGCCGGCCAUGCAUCCGUUACCCCCGCCGAAGACUCCUCGGACCCUGUAUACAAACCUUUGUCGUGGCGCCAGUAUCUCCCGCCUGCCCGACGUCUGGACAAUGCUCCUGGGUCGCUGAUCAGCAUGGUCAAGUUUGGCAAAUACAUUUACAAGUGGAAAGAUGAGGAAUUCAUCGUCUACAUAAUCAACGGCCGAGACGGAACAGGCUACUACCCAUCUGUGGUGAACAAUUACAUCUUGAGCAAGGCCGAGCAAGUGGCUGACGACCUUAUCAUGGUUGCCUCCCGUUUCAGUGCGGAGCUGCGCAACGAGGUCUGGGUAUUCGAUCAGGGGUACUGGCAGAAGAGUGGAGAUCUUUGGCAGAGUGUGCAGAAAUCCGAGUGGGACGAUGUUAUCCUGGCCCCCGACAUGAAGAAAGCCAUCAUACAGGAUGUAGAUUACUUUUUCAACUCGCGAGGAACCUAUGAGAAACUAAAGGUGCCAUGGAAGCGAGGCGUGAUCUACCACGGACCGCCGGGAAACGGAAAGACAAUCUCUAUCAAGGCGAUGAUGCAUUCACUAUACAAGCGGAAGGACCCAAUACCUACGCUAUACGUCCGGACGCUGAGCAGCUUCGCUGGCCCAGAAUACUCCAUCAGCCAGAUCUUUAGCAAGGCGCGACAAGAAGCUCCUUGUUACCUUGUAUUCGAGGAUCUGGACAGCAUUGUGACGGACUACGUGCGUAGCUACUUUCUGAAUGAAGUAGACGGCCUGAAGAACAAUGAUGGCAUAUUGAUGGUGGGCAGCACGAACCACCUGGACAGACUGGACCCAGGCAUUUCGAAACGUCCGAGUCGCUUCGAUCGCAAGUACUUCUUCCCAAAUCCAGACCUUGACCAGCGAGUGGCGUACUGCAGGUUUUGGCAGUCGAAGCUCUCUGACAACAAGGACAUCGAAUUCCCAGACAAGCUGUGCAUCGCCAUAGCGAGAAUCACGGACAAAUUCAGCUUCGCUUACAUGCAAGAAGCCUUCGUCGCAGCGCUACUUGCAAUUGCUGGCGGCGGAGACGAGCCACAGCAGGAGUCGACCAGCAAGGACGACUCCACUAAAACUCUUUGGGCGGCGUCUCGUGAACGCAUGUUCUUGGGCGCAGCAGAGGAGGACGAGCUGAACAAGCUGGUGCUGUGGAGAGCGAUCAAGAAGCAGAUCAGGAUCCUCCGUGAAGAGCUGGACAUGAGCAAAGCGCUUGCAGGCCUAUAA